Salmo salar (Atlantic salmon) is the source of this 2739-nucleotide messenger RNA. The record is from RefSeq and is a predicted model, not a curated record. NCBI's taxonomy places the organism in Eukaryota, Metazoa, Chordata, Actinopteri, Salmoniformes, Salmonidae.
ACUUCGUCAUCGUUACUAAGCAACAGAAAGAACGCUAUCCGCUCCAGCUGAGCCAACUUUCAAAAUAGCCACCUACCUAGGCUAAUUAGUAAGUAAAAAUAUUCUCAUGCAAAACAAUUUAAUCCAAAAUGUCUUCUACUUCAACAUUUUCCACUUUCCAAGAUAUCGGGAAGCAAACGACGCCCCAGUGUUCCUCUGGGUCACCCUCUUGCUAUCCUCAUGAGUCCGUGACACAGGAGACCACUGAUGCGCAACCAUUUCCUGCUGCGGUUCAUCAGCCGUGUGCAGACACGUUUUCAACCUGCGAGGAAGAGAAGGAGGAGAAGACAAUGGAGAAAAACGAUGGUGUGUUGACUGAAGAGGAAGUAUCCAGCUGUUUAUCCAACCUGGGACACUCUGCCACUGGACUAGAGCAUGUCUACCAGUUCCUCUCUGCGCCUGGUCGAAAUCUGAAUAAUGUUUCCAUCCUAUGCAAUUACGUCCACCUUCAAAAGCUAGAACUUCCUUACAACAAAAUAAAAGAUUUAUCCUGUGUAAGCCACAUGCCGUAUCUCAUCAUCCUGGAUGCCUCCCACAACCAACUCACCGACUUCUUUGGAUUCCAGCCGCCCAAGAACCUCAAGGAGGUUAACUUUUCCCAUAACCAGAUGUCAGUGAUGACACAUUUGUCAGCCUAUUCGUCUUUGAGUAAACUGAAUCUGGACUACAACUGUUUCAGUGAGAUCGGUGGUCUGCUGCAUUGUGCCAGCCUCACACACCUCAGCCUGGCACACAACAAGAUCUCCUGUAUCAGUGGCCUGGACAAGCUGCCAAUCAAAGACCUCUGUCUGAGGGGGAAUCAGAUUGAGAAGAUAGAGAAUGUGGAGACUCUGAGAACCCUGCAGGUCCUGGAUCUGUCUCUGAACCGGAUCACCAGUCUGUCAGGCCUGCAGAAUCUCCAUCUGCUGGGCUCCAUCAACCUGGAGAGUAACCUGAUCAGUGAAAUCAAGGAGGCCACACACAUCCAUGACCUGUGCCUGCUCCGGGAGCUGAAUCUGCAGAGAAACCCAGUCCAGGAGCAACUGGACUAUAGACUUGCAGUGAUCUUCCUCCUUCAACACCUGACUGGCCUGGACCAGGAGAAAGUGACAGUAGAGGAGAAGGUGUCUGCUGUGAACAAGUACGACCCUCCUCUGGAGGUGGUGGCAGCCAGGGAGCACAUGAGUCACAUGGUAUACCAGCUGAUGCAGCCCCAGGUCAUCUACGAUAGCACCCUGCCCAGUCUGGACUCUCCCUACCCCAUGCUGGUGUUGACUGGGCCCCAGGCUUGUGGGAAGAGAGAGCUGGCCCACAAGCUCUGCCGAGAGUUCAACGACUUUUUCGCCUACGGAACCUGCCAUACCACCAGGGGUCCCUACUUUGGGGAAGAGGACGGGAGCGACUACCAUUUUGUCACGGAGGAAGACUUUCAGAACAUGAUUCACAUGGGUAAAUUCCUCCAGACGAUGCAGUAUGCGGGCCACUGGUAUGGUCUGUCUCGUGAGGCCAUAGAAGACGUGGCCAGGGAAGGUCUGGCCUGCUGUGUGCACAUGGAGCUGGAGGGCGUGUUCAGUCUGAAGAACAGCCACUUUGAGCCGCGUUACAUCCUGAUGAUCCCCACAGACAAGGAGCAGUACGGCAGGCAGCUGAGGACCAGAGCCCUGUACACCCGGACCCAGAUAGAUACGGCUGUAGCCCGCGUGGAUACAUACGCCCUGAUCAACAGAGAACGCCCAGGCUUCUUCGACAACGUCAUCCCCUGUGUGUGUGUGUGUUCAGAUGAGCCAGUGGAGGCAUACAGAACCCUGAGGCAGGUGGUGAAGGACUAUCUGGGAGUGGAGGAGCAGGGAGGAGAGGACCAGAGCACCACAGACAACCCAGACAACACCUCCACAGAGUUGAAGAGGGACUCCUUAGUGGACGAGGCGCCCCCAGCCCCCUCCACCAGGCCAGAGACAGUCUUUAAGUCCCGCUCCGCUCCAGACAUGGACCCCUCGGACCACAACUGUAGGAAGUACUACAACAAGGUCCAGGCCCAGCUCACCCCACAGAAGACUUCAGCAGAGCUGGCCUCCAUCCACAGACGGCAGCAGCUGGUCAGAGAGGCUCUGAUGGGGAAGAGUCCCAGAGCCUACACCCAGCUCUUCAAGAGGUGUGUUCACACAGCUCCAUCAUCAUUGGCCUCUCAGACGCAGCGGGACCCCGCCCUCUCAUCCCCCAUGAUGCCUAGAGCCAGCCAUGAUGGACAACACAACCACUCAGAGAAUAACAGCUCUGAUGACUCCCGUGCUAGUUCUGGCCUGUCCAUUCCCAGCUCAGCAGGGGCCUUCUCAGAGACAGCAGGGCCAGCCAGGUGUUCAGACCUGGGCUUGGACACAACCGUGGAGCCCCUGGAUGUCUCCUCUCUGGGACACAACCUGGACAUGCUGAAAGAUCAAGUAGAAUCUGGCCACACUCCUGAUGCCCCUCGCCACGGCUCCGAGCUUCUCUCUCCGGGCGCCACCACGGCACGCCCAGGCUCCAACGCCAAACCCAUCCUGCCACCUAUCCUGUCCGGACGCAAGACCCCCGGACCCAGCCCUAGCCCCAAACCCUGAGACAGGAGAGAGAGGGAGAGGGAGAUGAGGAGUGAAGAGGUACAGGAGACAGGGAGAGGAGGAGGAGGAGGAGUGUAGAGGUACAGGAGAGAUGGAGAGGAGGAGGUGUGAAGUGGUACGGGAG